GGGCAGACACGAUCACGAGGCUGCACGAGAGGGACGCCAAGCUCCACCCGAAAGGAAGGCGAGCGCAGUGACUUGUGGCUAUGCGUGCAAAUGCGGCCACUCCUACCGUGCAUGUUUAAGGCUAGUUUUUCACUAUCCGGCGUGCACUAUGCUUAUGCUAAGUGUCGCCUCCCUUGAUUCAUUUAACGGGGAAACUAAGGCGGAAAAGGGGGACGCACUUAACCUGGGAGAGUGAAGGCCUACCUCUCAUACUAAUGCGGCAUAGCGCGCCCUUUCUUUCAUACUCAGUAGAACGAAGCAUGGUCAAGCACAAGCACAGGCACAACAAUACGACAACAAUAACGAUGAAAAAUCGUGGCUGGGCAAGCGUAGUGAAAGGCUCAACCAAAAACACAAGCUGGGCUUUCCCAAUCCAAGAGAAAUUCAGAGCUCUGGUACAGAUUCUGAGUUUUAGAUUUUCUUGUCGAUCAUGUUAGGCAAACUUAUACUGAUGUCGAGCACCAGUCCCAUUUCCAGAACGAAGACAUCACCAUCAUCAUCAUCGUCAUCAUCUUCAAACUAGUAUUUUAUAUAAACUUGCUUCUCGUCUUUUCCACACCAGGUAAUUAACGCCUUUCAAUGAGACGAAGCAAUUCAAGCGAGGUACUAGGGCGAGCAAUACGUGCUCGACCAGGAUGCAACUUACCGAGAAACCUGACGGCUGGUUCCGUCUUUUCUGUCUAGAGGAAUGCAGACCUGACAUUCAUUAAGAUGUUGACAUUGGCGAUAAUGUCCAUGGUGCUCCUUAGUUCUACAGACAUUCAAUAGGAUAUUGACAUCGUAGUUGAAGGGUUUGCUCUUGUAAACUACAUCUGGCACCACUUCUUAUCUUGUGAGUAGGUGUUGACGAUGACGUUGCGACCUGCUACAUAUCUUUAUUAAGCUACUAUUUCUGCGAACUAAAACCACGAUAUGUGGAAGGUUUCUGAGUUCAAGGCUGGAAGAAAUCCUAUUCCGGCUUCUAAUCUUCCGAGUUUAACCUGCAAGAUUCGAUGACACGUCACUGGGUGGUCGCAGAAGAAAACGGAGUGGAGCACACGAAGUCACUGGUUGGAUAGUGUCUGAAGAACGUGAAGUGGAGCACACGAUGAAAAAACCAGGAUCGAUUGCUUCUCGAUCUUACGGCUAUAAUUUUCUCGCUUAUUAUGGCAUCGUGGUCUAGAGAUCUAAAUCUAUCUACUUCUACUUCCUAAUCCUAUGAGUCGGGUCACUUUCCAAGAUGACACAAGAUUCUGCGCCUUCUGCUUGUCGUGCUCAGUUCAUGCUGCACGGUGCACCACGGUCUUCAGUAUCAUUAGGUUCU
This is a messenger RNA of Amoebophrya sp. A25, 1342 nucleotides long. The record is from the annotation of a GenBank genome assembly. NCBI's taxonomy places the organism in Eukaryota, Dinophyceae, Syndiniales, Amoebophryaceae.